This is a messenger RNA of Cladocopium goreaui, 1492 nucleotides long. The record is from the annotation of a GenBank genome assembly. Lineage: Eukaryota; Dinophyceae; Suessiales; Symbiodiniaceae.
UUCAAGGCUUCACUGGGCCGACAGGUGCACUGUUCGCAGCCAUGGCCUUGUCGCAACACUCCCAGAAUUCAACUGGGAGGCUAGAAAACUACGAAACAGAAAAUCCUGAAGGCCUUGCUCAGUGCCUCUCCACUGAAAGCCCACCUUGUCCUUCAGCAGUUUCAGGACUGCCAGUGAGAGCUGCAGUCACAACCCUGACGCAGAAUGUGCUCGGGUCUGGCGUCCUCGCGCUACCUUUUGCAAUGUGUUCAGCGGGCAUCUUUGGAGGCCUUGCUUUGCUGAUCUUCGUCUAUCUUCUCUCCGUCUUUACCAUGUCCAUUCUGGUUGCGCUGAGCAACACCUUAGGAACCUUCAGUUACUAUGGAGCAGCACGCCUAACAGCUGGACGUCGAACAGCGAUGUGGGCUGAGAUUUGGGUGUUAUGCACCAAUGUUGGUUUGUGCAUCAGCUACGUCAUCGUUUUGGGUGACUUUUCCUUCGCCUUGGCGCAGAAGUACGGCGUGCACAUCUCCAAAGAGGAGUGUAUGGCGGCACUGGUGGGCUUGAUCUGCUGGCCGUUGUCAUGUGCACCCAGCCUGGGUUUCCUGAGGUGGAUGAGCAUGUUGGGCUUGGCCAGCGUUCUCUUCUGCACGCUGGUGGCUGGGGUGCGAUACUGGGACGGCUCGUACUUUGAUGCUUCAGGGCCUCCGAGCCUUGCCGGCUUUAAGCUGGGCAGCUUUGGGCACUGCUUCCCCAUCCUUGUUGGGGCUUUUGGUGCUCAUACAAACAUUCCCCUUCUCUACAAAGAAGUUGCUCCCGGUGCUGUGACUCCAAAUUGGGGCCGAACUGAGGCAGGGAAGGCCGACUUCUGGAAGAUGAUCAAGGUGAUCACCGUCUCCUUGACCAUUGCCUGUUUGGUGUACGGCUGGGUUGGCAUCGUCGUGUAUGCCACCUUUGGAUCGAAGACCAAAGGGGACUUCUCGGAGAAUUUCCGUCCAGACGAUCAGCUUCUGGUCGCGCUUAGAGCAACCAUGACCUGUGCGAUUUGUAGCACUUUUGCUUUGAUGAUGAUGUCCGCUAGGGCGGCAGCUUGCAACUUGUUUUUGGAACCGCUUGGCUUUGCUAUAACAUCAGUGUCGCGAGCGAUUGUGGCUACUUUCCUCACAGCCCUUUGCUUGGGUGUGGCUGCCGUUGCCAAAGAAAUCGACAUAGUUCUGGCCUACAAUGGUUCCGUCUUUGCAACUCCAGUGUGUUUUGUGGCCCCGCCCAUCAUGUACCUUUGCUUACCCAGGCAAUCUCGAAAAAGAUCCAUCAGCACUUUGUGCGUGCUGUCUGCCUUGGCUGGCCUCGUUUUUGGCCUUUAUGGUUUUUUGGUCACCUUUCGCUCGUCUACCUGAAGCCUCCAGGGAGAUGGGUUGAAGACUGAGAGAGGUAACGCCAGUGACGCUGCUGUCCGACACCUUUGAAUGACAUGAAAAAUGCCGAACGCAACAACUGUCACCGUUGGCUGGAA